Messenger RNA from Rhagoletis pomonella (apple maggot), 4457 nucleotides. RefSeq names its product neural-cadherin-like. Lineage: Eukaryota; Metazoa; Arthropoda; Insecta; Diptera; Tephritidae. Gene Ontology annotation, biological process: homophilic cell-cell adhesion. The transcript has 8 exons. Gene Ontology annotation, molecular function: calcium ion binding. Bases 1 to 3855 code for a protein of 1284 amino acids. Gene Ontology annotation, cellular component: cell-cell junction; membrane. The record is from RefSeq and is a predicted model, not a curated record.
AUGAAUACAAAUAAUGAAGCCCCGGAUCCCUACACGGGUAAAAAUGUCGCCGACGGACACGGCGUUAUAAAUUGUCAAGAUAAAUCUUCGGUAGCCGCUGGAUCGGUCCCGAAGAAGCCUUCACGGCCAUUUAAAUCGAAUAUUGAACCCAGCGUUGGUAGCUGCAGACCCUCGGAGGGUAGCGAGCGACUGGCGUCUGGGAUGGCAACGGAGCCUACACGGCCGAUGGACCUCUCGUGCCAGGCGUCCUCAUCAAGAGCGGCAAUGAGCACACCCAUUGAGGGCAGCUCUAAAGCAGCUCAGGUUGGGGGCGUUACUGGCACCCGGGAGCCCUGUACGGGCAAUAGGAAUGCCAACCACAACCACAAGUCACAGUUGGCGAAAAAGGACCCUCGUCCCAGUGGUUCAGGGACAAUUAACGAUGAAGACACGAUGAGCAUCAUUGUGGAGGGCAAAUCCACCAAACUCUGGCUGGUGUCAACCUAUAUGGCUCACGAUCGCCAAGACUGCCCCCCUGCUCGGUUACUGGACGUAGUGAAAGAGGUCAAUUUAAGGAAGUUUCCCGUCGUGGUAGGAGCCGAUGCAAACGCGCACCACUCGUUAUGGGGUUCUACCGACAUCAACCCAAGAGAGGGCGCUAAUGGCGAUGGCAUGGCUGUUAUUUCCUCUCUCCGCUCCUUCGAUCGUGAACAACAAAAGGAGUACAUGAUUCCCAUUGUUAUUAAGGACCAUGGCUCACCGGCGAUGACCGGCACUAGCACACUCACUGUAGUCAUCGGCGAUGUCAACGACAAUAAAAUGCAACCAGGAUCUAAAGACAUUUUCGUGUAUAACUAUCAAGGUCAGUCUCCAGACACGCCGAUUGGCCGCGUGUACGUUUAUGACCUAGACGAUUGGGAUUUGCCUGAUAAGAAAUUCUACUGGGAGUCUCAAGAACAUCCUCGUUUCAAGUUAGAUGAGGACUCUGGCAUGGUAACAAUGCGAGCUGGUACGCGCGAAGGACGUUAUCACUUGCGCUUCAAGGUUUACGAUCGCAAACACACCCAAACUGAUGUGCCAGCAAAUAUAUCGGUAACAGUGCGUGAAAUCUCUCAUGAAGCUGUAAUCAACUCAGGCUCUAUACGUGUUGCCGGCAUUACUGAUGAAGACUUCAUACGCGUCUGGAACUAUCGCACACAGAGCUUGAGUCGCUCUAAAUUGGAUCGUUUCCGUGACAAGCUGGCCGAUUUGCUGAACGCAGAUCGCGAGAACGUGGAUAUUUUCAGUGUGCAACUCAAGCGCCGCCAUCCACCACUUACCGAUAUACGCUUUUCGGCGCAUGGCUCUCCAUACUACAAGCCAGUGCGUCUCAACGGUAUUGUGCUGAUGAAUCGCGAGGAAAUCGAAAAGGAUGUGGGCUUUAAUAUCACAAUGGUUGGCAUUGAUGAAUGCUUAUACGAAAACCAGAUGUGUGAGGGUUCCUGUACGAAUACGUUGGACAUCAGCUCGUUACCGUAUAUGGUUAACGCGAAUAAGACUGCCUUGGUGGGUGUGCGCGUAGACACUUUAGCUGAGUGUACUUGUGGCGCACGCAACUUUUCAAAACCAGAAUCUUGUCGCAACACACCUUGCUACAAUGGUGGACGCUGUGUGGAUACGCGCUUUGGCCCGCACUGCUCGUGUCCAGCGGGUUACAAUGGUCCACGUUGUCAGCAGACUACGCGCAGCUUCCGCGGAAAUGGUUGGGCUUGGUACCCACCGUUGGAGAUGUGCGACGAGUCACAUUUGAGUCUGGAGUUUAUCACACGCAAACCUGAUGGCCUUUUCAUUUACAAUGGUCCCAUUGUGCCUCCGGAGCGCGAGGAAAUGAUCAUCACUGAUUACAUUGCGCUUGAGCUGGAACGUGGCUACCCGCGCUUGCUUAUAGACUUCGGCUCAGGUACUUUGGAAUUACGUGUUAAAACUAAAAAGUCUCUGGAUGAUGGAGAAUGGCAUCGUAUUGAUGUCUUUUGGGAUACGGAAAAUGUGCGUAUGGUUAUAGAUUUUUGUAAGUCUGCGGAUAUUAGUGAAAUGGAGGAUGGCACACCACCGGAGUUUGAUGACAUGUCCUGCCAGGCGCGUGGACAAAUACCACCGUUCAAUGAAUAUCUGAAUGUAAAUGGUCCACUGCAGGUUGGUGGCAUAUACCGUGACCUCUUUGACCCCUCGCUCUACUUCUGGCAUUAUGCGCCCAACGCAAAAGCCUUUGAUGGCUGCAUACGUAAUUUAGUAUUCAAUUCUAAACUCUAUGACUUGGCGCAUCCUGGACUUUCACGCAACAGCGUCACAGGUUGCCAACAAACGGAAGAAGUUUGCUCACAGUCGGAGCAAACGGCACGCUGUUGGGAACAUGGCAACUGUGUUGGCUCGCUUUCAGAAGCACGCUGCCAAUGCCGACCCGGAUGGACUGGCCCUGCUUGUAACAUACCCACCAUACCUACCACCUUCAAGCAACAGAGCUACGUUAAAUAUGCGCUCAGCUUUGAGCCGGAUCGUUUUAGCACGCAAAUUCAAUUGCGUUUCCGUACGCGCGAGCAGCAUGGGGAACUGUUUCGCGUUUCAGACCAACAUAACCGCGAAUAUGGAAUUUUAGAAAUUAAGGAUGCACGUCUACACUUCCGCUACAAUCUCAAUUCGCUGCGUACGGAAGAGAAAGAUUUAUGGUUGAACGCGGUCGCGGUAGAAGAUGGUCAGUGGCAUGUUGUGCGUAUUAAUCGUUAUGGCUCUGCAGCGACACUGGAGUUGGAUGGUGGCGAAGGACGUCGCUACAACGAGACGUUUGAAUUUGCUGGGCACCAGUGGCUAUUGGUUGACAAACAAGAGGGUGUUUAUGCUGGCGGAAAGGCUGAAUAUACAGGCGUGCGAACGUUCGAAGUGUAUGCGGACUACCAAAAGAGCUGCCUUGAUGAUAUCAGGCUGGAGGGCAAGCAUUUGCCUUUACCACCGGCUAUGAAUGGUACGCAAUGGGGUCAAGCCACUAUGGCACGGAAUCUUGAAAAGAAUUGCCCUUCCAAUAAACCUUGCUCGAAUGUCAUAUGUCCGGAACCGUUCGAAUGUGUGGACCUAUGGAACGAAUAUGAAUGCACCUGUGGCGAAGGACGCGUUAUGUCGCCAGACGCCAAGGGUUGUAUGGAUCGCAAUGAAUGCCUGGACUUGCCAUGCCUCAAUGGCGCCACUUGCAUCAAUUUAGAGCCACGUCUGCGUUACCGUUGCAUCUGUCCGGAUGGCUUUUGGGGCGAGAAUUGUGAAUUGGUGCAGGAGGGACAGACGCUGAAGUUGAGCAUGGGCGCCUUGGCGGCCAUAUUGGUCUGCCUGUUGGUCAUACUGAUUCUAGUGCUCGUAUUCGUCGUUUAUAAUCGCCGACGCGAGGCGCACAUUAAAUAUCCCGGCCCGGAUGAUGAUGUGCGAGAGAAUAUUAUCAAUUAUGACGAUGAGGGUGGCGGCGAGGAUGAUAUGACUGCAUUCGAUAUUACUCCGCUGCAAAUACCAAUUGGCGGGCCAAUGCCACCCGAAUUGGCUGCCAUAAAAAUGCCAAUAAUGUAUCCGGUGAUGACGCUAAUGCCCGGCCAGGAGCCAAACGUAGGCAUGUUCAUCGAGGAACACAAAAAGCGUGCCGAUGGUGACCCAAAUGCACCGCCUUUCGACGACUUACGCAAUUACGCUUAUGAAGGUGGUGGUAGCACAGCCGGCUCGCUGAGUUCGCUGGCCUCUGGCACUGACGAUGAGGCGCACGAGUAUGACUACUUGGGUUCGUGGGGGCCUCGCUUUGGUAAACUGGCCAACAUGUAUGGUGAUGAAGCGAACGGUAAAGCUGCACAUGCCGAAUUAGGAUUGUAAGACCACAAAGAAUAAAACGAAGGGAAUUUUUUAUUAAAUUGAAUAGAAGCAGCGAAGUAAAGAUAACGAAACAAAAAAAGACAACCAAGCGAACGUGAGCGCAUACAAAAACGAAAAUGCGAAUGAAGUUAUGAGCAGCAACUAAAUUAUUAUGAUAGUGUAGUCCAACCAAAGAAAAUAUUAAAAAAAUUACUUAAAGAGAAGCAGAGUGAUUGUAAGUAGCUCACGCAAUACUUAAGAGCCCAUGUACUAAGGAAAAUUACAUUUAUGGCGACAAAAUUACAUAUGUAAAAAAACUCAUCCCAUACCAAUUUUAUAUAUGGCGACUGUACGUUAAUUUAGGCGAAAAAAGAUGGACAGUAAAAUGGAAAACUAAGGAAUGUGUGAAAACAAACACUCGCACAACCGAGGCGAAUAAAUCUAAUUGAAACCAAAGUAUUUAAUGUUAAGGAGUGAAAAAUGAACACAGCCACGAUGCAGUGGACGCUGAUAGUACUAGUACAUAUUAUACUCAUCACUAGUUUUAUAAGUAUGUACAUUUCCUUUUUGAUAUUAUUUAUUACAAAUAUAAAUAUUUAAGAUGAAUGUAUACCUACCAUUUA